CGUCAGCCUCUUUCCAAUCUCGAUGAUGGAUCCUGUUUGCAUUUGCGGAGAAAGGAGAAAUCAGGAAAUCGGCUUUGGUUCUAGACAUUUAAAAAUAUUCUAUCUUCUGGUGGAGUUUUUCUGUAUCCUUCUCUCUACAUCUUCAUUCCAACACUUUCUUCCCUCCCCCCAUUUACACUUUGAUCUUAUUCCCGGGCCGCAAUAUGUCGUCAUCAUCCGCUGAGCAGAGAAGCGAUCUCGAGGAGGAGCAGCUCGAGCAGGAGAAGCCCGUGCGAAAGACAAAGACCAAGAAGCAAAAGUCCGAGCGACGCAAGCGACGCGCCCGAUUCGAAGACUACGAUGACGAGCAGGACAACAGCCAGAUGGCCCAAAGCAACUACAACGCUCAGCAGCAGCAGUUGCAGCAACAACAAAUGCAGCAGCAACAACAGCAACAGAUGCAACAGCAGCAGCAACAGGGUGGUGGUGGAAAGAGUGAUGCCCUCUCCCUGCAUCUUGAAUUGAACCUUGAGAUUGAGAUUCAGCUUAAGGCGAGAAUCCAUGGUGAUCUUACUCUUUGCUUGCUGAACUAAAUAACGGCUAUGACCUUUAGGUUGUUGUUCAUGUGGGAAAACAAUGAACGACAUAUGACUUGGGUUGGUGGCGUUGGGGCUCCAUUUGCACUUCCUUGGAUUUUUACACAUAUAUGUUCAACAGUACUCUUUGACACGUCUAAGACAUUGUCUGUCUAUUUUAUAUACUUAUUACCAUUUUGAUCAUCUUUUUUCCAGAAGCUAGUGACCGUUGAACGCCCGGACGUUGACUAGCCUUGAGAUAGCCUCAGAUUUGCCAUGUUAGCUCUGAAACCAUCGAAGGAUCAGCUAGUGCUGCUAAUCAAGGUCUGAUCUUCAGGCCCAUCGAAGUUCUAGCCAGACUGUACGUAGCCGCACAGCCACGUAAGCCUCCGUCAUCUUGCACGCGACAACUCCACACUCGCGUCACCAUGGUGUUUUACAACAGGGGAGAUGCAUCACCAUCAUCAUCAUCAUCAUUGAUGCUGAUAAGGAUUGAGGUGAACAAACAGGAAACAGUUCUAUGCCUCGUCAUAUAAUGAUUUUACUACUACAUGUUUUUAAGAGUGCACUUAAGGUUUAGAAUUAACACUUAUCUCCUUAUCACCGUCAAUAUAGCUACUCUAUGUUAUUAUUGUA
Fusarium odoratissimum NRRL 54006 is the source of this 1190-nucleotide messenger RNA. RefSeq lists its product as uncharacterized. The record is from RefSeq and is a predicted model, not a curated record. NCBI's taxonomy places the organism in Eukaryota, Fungi, Ascomycota, Sordariomycetes, Hypocreales, Nectriaceae. Bases 204 to 572 code for a protein of 122 amino acids. The transcript has 3 exons.